Messenger RNA from Sinocyclocheilus anshuiensis, 6385 nucleotides. RefSeq names its product GTPase-activating protein and VPS9 domain-containing protein 1-like. The transcript is spliced from 27 exons. The record is from RefSeq and is a predicted model, not a curated record. Gene Ontology annotation, molecular function: small GTPase binding; guanyl-nucleotide exchange factor activity. NCBI's taxonomy places the organism in Eukaryota, Metazoa, Chordata, Actinopteri, Cypriniformes, Cyprinidae. Gene Ontology annotation, biological process: regulation of GTPase activity; vesicle-mediated transport. Gene Ontology annotation, cellular component: endocytic vesicle; cytosol.
UAAAGGGAGGAGAAAAUCUCACGACGGAGGAUUUUUAUCUCGUUCAUUCGCAGCUAGGACCUUUGCAGGACUGAAACGAGAACUAAACUGUAAAACCCACCCAUACCAGUCGCGACUGAAUUCAGUACUUCACACCCAGCCGUCAAAUUAUUCGCGCCGUGGCUCAGCUGAACGAUGGUGAAGCCAGAUAUUCACACUCUGGCCCACCACCUGAAGCAGGAACGGCUGUACGUGGCAUCAGAGAAGCAGCUCAUCCAGCGGCUCAACAAUGAAGUGCUAAAGACAGCAGAGAGGCUCUACCGUGCAGCCUGGAUCGCCAAACAGCAAAGGAUCAACCUCGACCGCCUCAUCCUCACCAGUGCGGAGGCCUCUCCUGCAGAAUGCUGUCAGCAUGCCAAGUUUCUGGAGGACACACAGUUUGUGGAUGGUUAUAAGACACUGGGCUUUCAGGAGAGCAUCUAUGGGCAGUUCUUGGGCCGCUUGAGGGAGAACCCGCGAUUAGUGGCAUCCUGUUUGGUGGCAGGAGAGAGACUCAAUCAUGAGCACACGCAGGGGGUCAUACACACAGUCUUCACCUCGCUCUAUGGCAACUGCAUCAUGCAAGAGGAUGAAUGCUACCUGCUGCAGGUGCUACGUUAUUUGGUGGAAUUUGAGCUAAAGGAAAGUGACAACCCUCGUCGUCUGUUACGGCGAGGCACGUGUGCCUUCAGCAUCCUCUUCAAACUCUUCACCGAGGGCCUGUAUUCAGCUAAGCUUUUCCUCACUGCAACCCUCCACGAGCCCAUCAUGCAAUUGCUGGUGGAAGACGAGGACCAUCUAGAGACAGAUCCAGCCAAGCUGAUAGAACGGUUUACCCUGGCCCAGCAGGAGCGCCUGUUUGGGGAGAAAGGCACAGAUGAGUACCGCAGAAAAGUUCAGGUAGCGGUGGAGGCCAACGAAGCCAAGCUGGUGGCCCUGGUCAACACCUUUAUCGGCUACCUGAAGCAGAACACCUAUUGCUUCCCACAGAGCCUGCGCUGGAUUGUGUCUCAGAUGUAUAAGACGCUGGCACGUGUGGAAAGGUUAGAGGUCGGGGAGGUGAGGACGAUGUGCACCGACUUGCUGCUCACAUGCUUCAUCUGUCCAGCCAUCGUCAACCCUGAACAGUAUGGCAUCAUCUCCGAUGCACCCAUCAAUGAGGUGGCACGUUUCAACCUCAUGCAGGUGGGGCAGUUGUUGCAGCAGUUAGCAAUGUCUGAUGCAGAUGGUGGAGAUCCUCGACAUAAAAGCAGUUUAUCCAAGUUUGAUAAGAUGUGUGUUGCUGCCUUUUUGGACGUCGUCAUUGGUGGAAGAGCUGUCGAGACUCCACCGAUGUCGUCAAUGAAUUUACUGGAGGGCCUCACACGGACGGUGGUUUACAUGACUCAUAAUCAGCUUUUAGCUCUGGAGGACUUUGUGCGUAGUGUCACUGCAGGAGAUCAGCUCAGAGAAGAAGACCACCUGGCUCUGGAAACCCUAAUAGCCAAUGUACCUCAGUCCCGCACGACAAAGAGCAACAGCCUGGAGCUCACACCUUCUAACACACCCCAGCUCUCCCCAGCUACCACACCCGCCAACAAGAAGAACAGACUCCCUAUUGGCUCUCGCAGCCGAAGCCGUUCUAACAUGGCCCAGGAGGGAGAGACUGAAGCCAGCUCUCAGGAGUCUCUGCAGGAGGUCACACCUGAAGAAGUGCUAGUCAUCUCGCUGGGAACCUCACUGCAGACUGUACCUGGGAUGAUGUCUGAAAACGAGGUUCUGACUCUGCAUCUUGGAGAUGGUGGACAAGGAGACGCCCCUGUUGAUGACACCAAACUGCAUGGCAAACCUGACAAAACGCUGCGCUUCUCACUCUGCAGUGACAACCUGGAGGGCAUUUCUGAGGGGCCUUCUAACCGCUCCAAUUCAGUUUCUUCGUUGGACUUGGAGGUAGAGUCUGUGUCAGAAGGAGGACCAGGGCCGUCUGGUAGCAAUGGUGCAGAGGCCUUGCAGCUACUGGAACAUGAACAAGCCACUACACAGGAUAAUUUGGACGAUAAGCUGCGUAAAUUCGAGAUUCGGGACAUGAUGGGACUAACAGAAGACAGAGACAUUUCUGAGACUGUCAGUGAGACUUGGAGCACUGACGUCCUGGGCAGUGACUUUGAUCCCAACAUGGAUGAGGACCGACUGCAGGAGAUAGCAGGGGCUGCUGCGGAGAACGCAUUGUGCAGCAUGCUGUGUCUGCCGGUGCUUCUGGACCCGUACGGUUCUACCAUCUCUGAGACGGCGAGUGAGGCGUGGAGCGUGGAGGUUCUGCCGAGUGACUCAGAAGCUGCAGACCUGAAGCAGGAAGAACGACUGCAGGAGCUGGAGAGCUGCUCAGGUGUGGGUAGCACUUCAGAUGAUACCGAGGUCAGAGAGGUCAGCUCCCGGCCCAGCACCCCGGGACUCAGUGUCGUUUCAGGCAUCAGUGCCACGUCAGAGGACAUCCCCAAUAAGAUUGAAGACUUACGCUCAGAGUGCAGCUCAGAUUUUGGAGGCAAAGACUCCGUGACCAGCCCAGAUGGAGAGGACUCUGCUCAUGGAGCUCACAGUCUAUCCUGUGCACCCUCUCAAGCAGAUUCACUGCUGGCCAUGUUCGAUCCCCUCUCCUCUGGAGAAGGUUCAUCCACUGGCACCAUCGUGCGGCCCAAGGUGCACUAUCCCCGGCCCCCUCACCCUCCCCCUGACCCGCCUAUUCCAGAGGCCAGCAUUAUGGGCCACCAGGAGCCUCGUCCACCCCUCUUCGCCCCCCACUUGGUGCAGAGUGACCUGGAGCAUCCCAAACAGAGGCACUCUUACCCUGAAAGGCUGGUCAGGAGCCGCAGCACAGAUGUGGUGUCCGCUGGCCGCAGACCCAACAGUGAUCCCGGACUGAACCGCAGGACCAUGAUGGAGGAGAGAGACCCGGCUGGGGCUUAUUCCACAGGACCCACCUCCUCUCCCAGCAAGGAUUCUCUCAAAGGAGAGGUGAGAAAGAUGGUUUUGUGAAAUAUGCCUAAUUGGCAUGAAAACGUCACAAUGCAAAAUAUAGGCACCAUUGUAUGCUAACCCUGGUGGAAGAAGCGCUUUGUUCCUGCCAUUCCUAAAGUGCCGAUUGCAGGACUCCGAAAGCGGGACAAGCCAGAAAAAGACGAGCAAGGAGUGGAGAGGGUACCACAAGGUAUACCAGAUGAGCCUUCAGCACUCAGGCAGAGCUCUAAGACCCAGUCAGCAGAGGCAAUAAUGGACAAGUACAAGUACAUCAUGGAGAAACGACCCACCCACAGUGAUGGGGCACUUGCUGGAACUUAUAUUGGACAAGAGCCUUGUAGAGAAGUAGACAGUGAGCAUGACUCCCCUAAAGAUGAAGCUCUGCAGAACAUCUCUGCAGAUGACCUUCCAGACUCUGCCAGUCAGACAGCGCCACCUCAGGACAAGACAUUCUCCUUCAGUGAUAUUAAGAAAAAGCUACGCCUGGCGCUGUGCUCUGCAGAUUCAGUUGUAUUUCCCAUCAUUCCACUGGCAACAACACGUAACGGUCUCCCAGACCAUGCAGAUCCUGAAGACAACGAGAUUGUGUGCUUUCUGAAGGUGCAGCUGGCGGAGGCCAUUAACCUGCAGGAUAAGAACCAGAUGGCUCAGAUCCAGGAGACUACGCGCUGCGUCAGCCACCUCGACCCCCGCACCUGCAGAAAACUGCUCACUGCCAUGGCAGAGGACUACAAGAAACGGGCUCCGUACAUUGCCUAUCUGACGCGGUGCAGGCAAGGCCUGCAGACAUCUCAGGCUCAUCUGGAGCGACUCCUGCAGAGAGUGUUGAGAGAUAAAGAAGUGGCUAACCGCUACUUUACCACCGUCUGUGUCCGACUGCUCCUGGAACACAUGGAGUCAAAGAUGCUUGACUUCAUCAAAGCAUUUCAGGGCUGCACAGCAGCUGACGAUAAGACGGCAGCCGUGGAGGAUUUUCUGCGUUACCUGUAUGGAGCCAUGGCCCACGAUGCCAUCUGGCAGUACGCCAGUGAAGAGCAGCUCCAGGACGCCCAGAUGGCCAUCGAACGCAGCGUCAUGAACCGCAUCUUCAAACUGGCAUUCUACCCCAAUCAGGAUGGGGACAUUCACAGAGACGAGCUAUUCCUGGAGCACAUUCAGCGUCUGUCCAAAGUGGUGACGGCCAAUCACAAAGCCCUGCAGAUCCCGGAGGUCUAUUUGAAGGAGGCACCAUGGCCCUCAGCACAGGCUGAGAUCAGGACCAUCAACGCCUAUAAGACCCCACGAGAUAAAGUACAGUGUAUCCUGCGCAUGUGCUCCACAAUUAUGAACCUGCUCAGCCUGGCUAAUGAGGACGCUGUACCCGGGGCUGACGACUUUGUCCCUGUGCUCGUCUUUGUCCUGAUUAAAGCAAACCCUCCCUGCCUUCUGUCCACCAUUCAGUACAUUAAUAAUUUCUACGCCAGCAGACUGAGUGGGGAGGAGUGCUAUUGGUGGAUGCAGUUCACUGCUGCCGUGGAAUUCAUUAAAACCAUCGACGAUCGCAAGUGAAGCAGAACAGCCACCUGUAUGGGCAGACUGUAGGAAGGAGAGAGAGAGAGAGAGAGGACAGCACGGACGACUACUCUCCCCUUCAUCGAGAACGCACAGCGUGGCAUCGCCUCAGUCUGUAUAGCUGUACAUAGAGGCAAAAACACUUCAAGUUUAAAAUCGAUCAAACAUUAGAUAUGAUAAUGACAGGUUUUACUGCGCUGGGGUAUUAAAUGAAUGAAAACUAAUAAUGCGGCAGGUGGCGACAUUGCCACUCUCUACUGAUCUCUCUUAUAACCCACGUCUUUUUCUGUAGUACUGAGGAGGUGCUGGGGCUUAGAAUCAAAUUUUAUAUUAAACACCGAUUUAGCAAGUAAUUAGCUCUGUUAAAACAUACCUAUCAAAUGAAAAAGGGACCAGGAACUACCUGCAUCGAUCAUGUGUCGGGACGCUUCUGAGGGGAAUCCAUAAUUCUGUCCUCCUUGUAUAAACCGUGCAAUCUCACCCCGUUCAAAGCUAACAGUCACACGUCGAGUCAUAUCGAAGAACGCGUCACUAUAGAUGCUGCCAGUGUCUCAUCAAUGUUACAGUUUCUCAAAUUAAACAUGCCAUUAUUUUAAUAGGGCAGCUUGUUCUAUGAAUGUUAACAGGUGUUGUCAUUAUUGUACAUUCAUUCUUUUCUACGUUUCCCAGACAAUUUGGAAAUAAGGGCCCACAUAUUUAUAUAAAAUAAAAUGUAUUUAUUACUUAACUCCUGUAUUUAAUGUUUUAUUAUAUUUACUGACUUGUUCCAUGAAUUAGUUGUUGGGAAGAUGCACACGGUUCAGUUGAGGAAACAAGUUCUAGAAAUGUUUCAGUCUCACAGAGAGCUGCUAAAACAGGGUGUCUUCACUUUAGCGGAUAGUUGUAAAUUAGUGCCUUACAGAUAUUUGCAGUAACACUUGUUCUUUUAGUUGUGGUGGAUUUUCUGCCACAUUUCGCGUUUCUUGCAUCUUCAUUGAAGUGAAGAAGUCGGAUCUGUCAAAGUCAAGCCUGGCUAAACGUCACUAUGCUAUUAAUAACAAACCUGAAAUAAAAAGUACAACAUGCCAAGUAGAAACACCCCCCACAUUUGGACGUUCAGUAUGUGGAUUGUUAUUUGUGUUGAAUAGGUGGAGAGUUGACUGCUGGGUCUUACAGUAUGGUCUUAGAUGAUAGUUAUUGCUUGUGUCCCCAAGAUAUAUUUUUGUUGAGUUUACUGUUGACCUUUUCUUGUCUUUAAAUUCCAUGUAUUGUUUCAGAGUUCUUACUUUUGUAGGAUUAAAUCACUGUUAUUUUUAUAAUGCAGUUCCCAAGUAAAGCUAUGAGUUAGGAGGAACAUUUUUGUGUAAUUUGAGGUUUACUCUCAGAAAAAAAAACAAUGCAAAAAUUUUACCUUUAGGGGUACAAUAGCUUGUCACUGGGACGUACCCUCAAAGGGACACCAUAUUUACCCCUAAAAGGUUCAUAGUAGUACCUUAAAUGCACAUAUUAAUACUCUAAGGUACGAAUACACAACUAUUAGGGGUGGAUAAGGUACAAACCGGUCCCUUUAAAAGUACUGCCCCAGAGACGAGCAUCAAUUUUUGCAUUUUUUUUCUGACACUGUUUUUUGAGCUUAGAUGGCAAAGAACAUUUUAACACUGUGGCAUCAUUAUCAAUGCUAGUGUAUUGAUGUUGAGGAGAAUAUAUGUAUUGAUACAGGCUACCUUGUGUCAUAACCCCGUCACAGCUAGCACAUAUUCUUCAUAACAGUUUUUGCUGUUGAUAUCAAAUGAAUAACAGCACAGUAUAUUAUUUAAACAGGAAUAUCAGUAACAUCAUGCUC